This is a messenger RNA of Podospora pseudopauciseta, 3483 nucleotides long. It is a transcript of the gene rpc2, whose product is annotated as DNA-directed RNA polymerase III complex subunit Rpc2. The transcript has a single exon. Gene Ontology annotation, biological process: DNA-templated transcription. Gene Ontology annotation, molecular function: ribonucleoside binding; DNA binding. NCBI's taxonomy places the organism in Eukaryota, Fungi, Ascomycota, Sordariomycetes, Sordariales, Podosporaceae. The record is from RefSeq and is a predicted model, not a curated record. The coding region runs from base 1 to 3483 and encodes 1160 amino acids. Gene Ontology annotation, cellular component: RNA polymerase III complex.
AUGCCUUCGGCAGCCGUCGACGAUGGCUUCGAGGCUCUGCUGGAGCCCUUCUACAACGGCAAACGGCUCACGGAUCCCAUCAACACCAAGCAGGACAAGUACCAGCUGCUGCCCGCCUUCCUCAAGGUCAAGGGGCUGGUAAAGCAGCACAUCGACUCGUACAACUACUUUGUCGAGGAGGACAUCAAGAAGAUCGUCGAGGCCAACCGAGUGAUCCGAUGCGACCAGGAGCCCAGCUUCUGGCUCGAGUUCACCGACAUCCGCGUCGGCAAGCCCACGAGAAAUGAAAACUCGCAGCUCCAGUGGCAGAGCUCGACAACCGUGUCGCCCAUGGAGUGCCGUCUUCGCGAUGCUACCUAUGCCGCCCCCGUCGUUGUCGAUAUCGCCUACCCCAAGAACGGCGUCAGAAAUAUCCGCAAAAAUGUCCAGCUCUGCCGCAUCCCCGUCAUGCUCAAGAGCUCCAAGUGCUACCUCAACGGUGCCAAUAAUGCGAGGAUGGAGGAGCUCAACGAGUGUCCUCUGGAUCCGGGUGGCUACUUUAUUGUCGGCGGCACAGAAAAGGUCAUUUUGAUUCAGGAACAGCUCAGCAAGAACCGUGUGAUUGUGGAAAAGGACGACAAGGGUGGCGUGCAGGCCUCGGUCACCAGUUCUACCCACGAACGCAAGUCCAAGACCUACGUCGUUCUCAAGAAGGACCGCAUCCUUCUCACCCACAACAUUCUCGUCGAGGCGAUUCCCAUUGUGAUCGUUCUCAAGGCCCUCGGGGGACUGUCUGACUACGACAUCAUGGAGCUGGUGGCGGGAGGAGACUCCAGAUACCAAGAUGACUUUCUCAUCAACUUUGAGGACGCAGCAAAGGCUGGCGUCUACACGCAGCAACAGGCGCUGGAAUAUGUAGGUGCCAGAGUCAAGAUGGGUGGCCCGAAAAAGCCAAGCCCCAAGUUCUCUGCUGGACCACGGCGCAACCCCAUCGAGGAAGGCUUGGAUGCCCUCUCCAACCUGAUUGUGGCCCAUGUCACCGUCAAGGACCUGGACUUUUAUCCCAAGACCAUUUACAUCGCCAUGAUGGUGCGGCGCAUCCUGAUGGCCGUUCACAAUCCCGAGCUGGUCGACGACCGUGAUUUCGUCGGCAACAAGCGUUUGGAGUUGGCCGGCCAGCUGCUGUCUUUGCUAUUCGAGGAUCUGCUCAAAGGAUUUAUUGGGCAACUCAAGGCGAACAUGGAGCACUUUUUCAAGAGACCCAACCGCACGUCAGCUUAUGACCCCAUCGGUCCCAUCGGCUCUUAUGGUACAAUGAUCACCCAAGGGCUGAACCGGGCCAUUCAGAGCGGGAAUUGGACAGUCAAGCGUUUCGGUAUGAAUCGGGCCGGCGUCACACACGUUCUCAGUCGUCUGAGCUAUAUUGCUGCCCUCGGCAUGAUGACUAGAAUCAGCAGUCAGUUCGAAAAGACACGAAAGGUAUCGGGUCCCAGAGCCCUCCAGCCCUCGCAGUGGGGUAUGUUGUGCACAUCCGACACACCUGAAGGCGAGGCCUGUGGUCUGGUCAAGAACUUGGCGCUCAUGACACAUAUCACCACCGAGGCAGGAGAAGAAAAGGUCAAGAAGUGCGUCUCAACAUUGAUCGAGGGCAUCCGGCUUAUCGAGGAGUGCAGCGGCACAGAGAUGCAUGAAGAAAACGCCUUCAUCAUUCACGUAAACGGCACGCCGUAUGCUCUGACCCUUGACGCGGCGGCCUUCACCAAGAGGUUCAAGCAGUUCCGUCGCCGCGGCGUGCUGUCGGCCUUUAUUGGGAUUCACACCAGUCAUGCCACAGCCUCGAUCCACAUCGCCACCGAUGAAGGGCGCAUCUGUCGGCCAUACAUCAUUGUCGAGAACGGAAAGUCCAUGCUGGAGGCAGCACAUCUGGAUCUUCUCCGGCACAAGAAGGCCACAUUUGAGGACUUCUUGAAGAAGGGUGUGCUGGAAUAUCUGGAUGUGAAUGAGGAAAAUGACGCGCUGAUUGCCGUCCACGAGUCGGACAUCAACGACCAGACAACUCAUCUGGAAAUCGAGCCAUUCACCAUUCUGGGCGCAGUUGCGGGCCUCAUUCCGUUCCCUCACCACAACCAGUCGCCCCGUAACACCUACCAAUGCGCCAUGGGCAAGCAAGCGAUAGGCUUCAUCGCAUACAACCAGCAAAACCGCAUCGAUACUCUUCACUACACGCUCGUGUAUCCUCAACGACCCAUGGUCAUCACCAAGACCAUUCAACUCAUCCAUUACGACAAGCUCCCUGCUGGCCAAAACGCCACGGUUGUCGUCAUGUCGUACUCGGGGUACGAUAUUGAAGACGCCCUUGUGCUCAACAAGGCAUCCUGCGAUCGAGGAUUCGGUCGCUGCCAGGUGUUCAAGAAGUACACGACCGAGCUCCUACAGUACCCCAACCGAAACAAGGACCGACUUGGUGGCGUGCAACGCGAUGAAGACGGCAAGGCCAAGGAUCGACAUGCGGUGCUUGACAAUGAUGGUCUCGCUACUCCUGGAAUGAAAAUGAAGGACGGCGAUAUCAUGAUCAUGAAGGAGACCCCGGUCGACCAGACGUCAACAAACAUUGGUGAGGAUCGGAAAAUCACCGAGUUCCGUCCCUGUCCCAUCAGCUACAAGAUCAAGGAUCCAGCCAUUGUCGACAAGGUGGUCAUCACCACCAAGGAGAGCGGCACGCCGCUGCUGAAGGUCCGGACCAGACAAACACGCCGACCAGAGCUUGGUGACAAGUUUUCGUCUCGUCACGGCCAGAAGGGUGUUGUUGGUAUCAUUGUGGACCAAGAGGACCUGCCCUUCUCCGACAAGGGUCUGACGCCCGAUAUCAUCAUGAACCCCCACGGCUUCCCAUCGCGUAUGACUGUCGGCAAGUUGUUUGAGUGCUUGACCGGCAAGGCGUCCGUCGUGGCAGGAAGGCGGGAGUACGGCUUUGGUGAUGCCUUCCGGUCUCAUCCGGUGGAAGAGAUGGGCAAGGUGUUGAUCGAGCACGGCUUCUCGUGGGAGGGCAAGGAUUACUUCACAUCCGGCAUCACGGGCGAGCCCCACGAGGCCUAUCUUUUCAACGGGCCCAUCUUUUACCAGCGCCUCAAGCACAUGGUGGCAGACAAGAUGCACUCUCGCUCUCGCGGCCCGCGCGCGGUCCUCACACGUCAGCCCACCGAGGGUCGUUCGCGUGACGGUGGUUUGCGUUUGGGAGAAAUGGAGCGUGAUUGCCUGAUUGCCUACGGCGCCUCGCAGCUGUUGCUGGAACGGUUGAUGUACAGCUCUGACGUUACCAAGGUGGACGUCUGCGAGCGGUGUGGUCUGAUGGGCUACAAGGGGUACUGCCAGACUUGCAAGACGACGAGCAAUGUCACCAAGAUGAACAUGCCGUACGCUGCCAAGCUGCUGCUGCAGGAGCUGAUUUCUAUGAAUGUGGGGGUCAGGAUGCAGCUGGAGGACCAGUUUCCCCAUCCUCGGUGA